AUGAAGGCGCUGCACGUGGCGGAGAAGCCUUCAGUUGCACGUCAAGCCGCAGCUGUGCUUGGACAUGGUCGCGCGGAGCGAAAAUGCAGCUGUUCUCCAUAUCACCCCAACUGGUUCUGGUCUGGUGUGUUCGAGUUCAGCGCCAAAGACGGGACGCGCUUCGUGGUCGACGAGCAGGUCUUUACAUCUGUGAGCGGUCACGUCGAGGAGCUAGACUUCGUCACACCUUAUCACAAGUGGAGUGCCUGCGAACCAGUGGACAUAUUUCGGCGGGACCUGGUGCAAACUCGCCGCUUUGUGCCGGAGAGGAACGCAAAGGUGGCGCAGAAUCUGGGGCAACUGGCCCGUACGUGCCAGUACCUUGUGCUCUGGCUUGAUGGCGACUCUGAAGGCGAGGCCAUAUCAGAUGAGGUGCAGCGAAUUUGUAAGCUGCCUCCUAGCAUGGUGUUCCGUGCCCGUUUUUCGGCAGUAACGCCCAGGGACCUUUUCCGAGCCUGCGCUACGCUUGACCGGGUGAAUGCGAAAGUUGUCGAGGCCGUAUGGAUUCGUCAGGAAAUCGACUUGCGUGCUGGGGCCGCAUUCACCAGGUGGCUAACGCGGCACAUACAGCGCCAUUACCCACAAGCGCUCAUUUGCACAUCUGCAAUUGUCGCCUCGCGGCGUAAGGGUGCCUCUGGAACUUCCAACUUAGGGCGGAACGAACGCCUGCAGGGGAGCGGUGUUUCUUCUGCUGACGCUGCUGUGGUGAGCUACGGACCCUGUCAGUUUCCGACACUCGGCCUUGUCGUGGAUCGCUACCGCGAGCGGCGCGAAUUUCAAACGAAGCCCUUCUGGACGAUUCGCAUGCGUAUUCAGACGACUGGCGAUCGAGCCAGCGGGAAUCAAGUCGAGCUUUGCUGGGACCGGGCACGCAUCUUCGACCGCUUUAUUGCAUAUGUCCUUUUUCAGAGGCUCCACGAUGCGGUACGGUUGCCAGGCGCCUUACGCAUGAUCGCUUGUGAGAAGCAACCAGCUCACCGAAGUAGACCGUUGCCGUUAUCGACGGUAGAGCUCCAGAAAGAAGCCUCCAGAAAACUCAAGCUAUCUUCAGCGCAGACUAUGGAAAUAGCCGAGCAACUCUAUCAACAGGGCUAUAUAUCUUACCCCCGAACGGAGACGGAUCGAUUCCCAACAGACGAUCGUGGUAUAUCGAACCUCAAAGCACUCAUUACCCUGCAAUCUGAAGACCAGAGAUGGUCAUUGCUAGCAAAGCGGCUGCUCGAAACCGACGACGUAUCACGUGGUGGGUUCAAAGCACCGCGCGCGGGCAGCCAUGAUGACCACGCGCAUCCGCCUAUUCAUCCUACCAGCGCUGCACCGCCCGGCACCCUGAGCGGCGAUGCCGCCCGACUCUAUGAGUAUAUCGCUCGCAGAUUCCUGGCUUCAUGCUCUGCGGAUGCCAGUGGCGAACGCACCAUCUGGCGUUUCGCCGUCUUUUCGGGUGCAUCGGAGGCGCGUACUGAAGCACCACAGGAGACGUGCAUGUUUCCCGCGAACACGGUCUUAGAGACAUUCACGAGCAAGGGUCUUCGUAUCACGAAUCUGGGCUAUUUGGAAGUUUUUUCUCCAUAUGAGAAGUGGUUGGAAAGCACUUUGCCAGGCGAUUUGGAAUGCGGUGCUGCGGCUCCAGAGCAUUUUUGGCUGACGGAGCUGCGUCUUGAGGAAUCGAUAACAGAGCCCCCCGCGCUGCUCUCUGAGGCGGAUCUCAUCGCUGCUAUGGAUCGCCACGGCAUCGGCACCGACGCGACGAUUGCAGAGCACAUUAAGAAAAUCCAGGAACGUCAUUAUGUGGUGAAACAAAUCAUAGCGGAGGAGCGGCGCCGCCAGUCUCAUCGAGCCGGAACACAGGUGCACGAUGCCGCCGCGAACAGCAGCGACGAGUGCGAUGCCUCACAAGUGACGUCUCGGGCACACUCUGCGACGAGAACGCGGGAACGUUGUGGGCUCGUCUCAAGGAGCAGCGUACAGCGUUUCGUGCCUAUGAAACUGGGCCAAGCUCUCGUCGAAGCAUUUGAAAGCUGUCACGUGCAUUUAGCGCGCCCCAACCUUCGUGCUGAGCAGGAAAGGCGCCAAAAACUUGUCGCCAAAGGAGAAGCCUCUGGGUCAGAGGCACUGGAUGAACUCCUAACGUCUUUUGCGGAAGCGUUCCGACGCCUCGUGCUCGAACGCAGCAAGUUUGAUGCGACGUUCUGCAAGUUCUUUCCGAAAGCAGAGCCUCCUUCGCUUUUGCGUGCUCCUGCCGCUCUAGAACUCACUCAGAGCAGCGUAAGACGUUCUUGUGUUGUGCCCACGGACGAAUCGAAUGCGAACGAAUAA
Cyanidioschyzon merolae strain 10D is the source of this 2355-nucleotide messenger RNA. RefSeq names its product DNA topoisomerase III alpha. Gene Ontology annotation, biological process: DNA topological change. NCBI's taxonomy places the organism in Eukaryota, Rhodophyta, Bangiophyceae, Cyanidiales, Cyanidiaceae. Gene Ontology annotation, cellular component: nucleus. The coding region runs from base 1 to 2355 and encodes 784 amino acids. The transcript has a single exon. Gene Ontology annotation, molecular function: DNA binding; DNA topoisomerase type I (single strand cut, ATP-independent) activity. The record is from RefSeq and is a predicted model, not a curated record.